GACCAUCUCCUACUCCUAGUCCUGGCACCGUAGCACACUAGCGUUUGCUUUGUCACUCUGCCAGCACAAAGCCAUCUAGUUCGACUGUUCAAACACUGUCUGUGUCACCACCCAUGACACGGUCCCCUUGAUGGCUCAAGAGUAGUCAGUCAGUCACAUAACAUGUGCUCAAUUGGCACUCCUAAUCCAGUAUCAGUACAAGGAAAGGAGCCUUCAUAAUCCGCCACUGCCUCCAAAGGAAUCCAAGAAGCAGCGGCCGGGGAGAGCAACAGCCACUCCACUCCACUCCACUCCACUCCACCCAUGGCGCCAGCGGCUGCGGCGGCCUUCGCAGCGCAGGUGCUGCGCGGGCGCUGGUUCAUGGCGUACGGCUCCUUCCUCAUCAUGUCCGCCGCCGGCGCCACCUACAUCUUCGCCAUCUACUCCAAGGACAUCAAGGCCACGCUGGGGUACACGCAGGAGCAGCUCAACACCGUCGGCUUCUUCAAGGACGUCGGCGCCAACAUCGGCAUCCACGCCGGCCUCGUCGCCGAGGUCACCCCGCCGUGGGUCGUCCUCGCCGUCGGCGCCGCCAUGAACCUCGGCGGCUACCUCAUGCUCUACCUCUCCGUCACCGGCCGCGUCCGCCCCGCGCCGCCGCUCUGGCUCGUCUGCCUCUACAUCGCCGUCGGCGCCAACUCGCAGGCCUUCGCCAACACCGGCGCGCUCGUCACCUGCGUCAAGAACUUCCCCGAGAGCCGCGGCGUCAUGCUCGGCCUCCUCAAAGGGUUCGUCGGCCUCAGCGGCGCCAUCUUCACCCAGCUCUACCUCGCCUUCUACGGCCCCGGAGGCGGCGGCGACACCAAGCCGCUCAUCCUGCUCGUCGGCUGGCUCCCGGCUGCCGUCUCCGUCGCCUUCCUCGGCACCAUCCGAAUCAUACGCGCACCGCGCCCGCCCGCCGCGGCGCGCCGGGAGUACCGCGCGUUCUGCGCCUUCCUGUACGUUUCGCUCGCGCUCGCGGCUUUCCUCAUGGUCGCCAUCGUCCUCCAGAAGCGCUUCCGGUUCACCCGCGCCGAGUACGGCGUCAGCGCCACCGUCGUGUUCACGAUGCUCCUCCUCCCCAUCGGCAUCGUGCUGCGCGAGGAGGCCGCGCUGUUCAAGUUCAACAUCAGGAACGCGCCCGAAGCGCAAGCUGACGCGCCGGCUCUGCCCCCAGUGACCGUGGCCGCAUCCGCGAAGCCGGCGUCGACGGCGGUGGGUGCGAGAUUGCUUGCCGCGCUGAGGCCGCCACCGCGCGGCGAGGACUACAGCAUCCUGCAGGCGCUGGUGAGCGUGGACAUGCUGCUUCUGUUCACGGCGACGGUGUUCGGCGUGGGCGGCACGCUGACGGCCAUCGACAACAUGGGCCAGAUCGGCGAGUCGCUGGGCUACCCGCAGCGCAGCGUCGCCACCUUCGUCUCCCUCAUCAGCAUCUGGAACUACCUCGGCCGCGUCGCCGCCGGUUUCACCUCGGAGGCGCUCCUGGCGCGGUACCAGCUCCCGCGGCCGCUCCUGGUGGCGGGCGUGCUCCUCCUGACGGUGCCGGGGCACCUGCUGAUCGCGUUCGGCGUGCCCGGGUCGCUGUACGCGGCGUCGGUGCUGGUGGGGUUCUGCUUCGGCGCGGCGUACCCGAUGAUCCUGGCCAUCAUCUCCGAGCUCUUCGGCCUCAAGUACUACUCCACGCUCUACAACGUCGGCAACGUGGCCAGCCCCGUCGGCUCCUACAUCCUCAACGUCCGCGUCGCCGGGAGGAUGUACGACCGGGAGGCGGCGCGGCAGGGCGCCGUGGCGGCGGUGGCCGGGAAGGGCGUCACCUGCGUCGGCACGCGCUGCUACAGGGAGUCGUUCCUGGUCGUUGCGGCGGUGACCGUGGGUGCGGCCGCGGUGACGUUGGCGCUGGCGUGGAGGACGCGCGCUUUCUACGCGGGGGACAUAUACGCGAGGUUCAAGGAGGGAGGAGUGAGUGGCAAUGGCGUCGGCGAGGGGGCGGUGGUGGAGUCCAAGGAGCAGCCGGAGGUGGACGGACGCCGGGGAGACCGCGAGUGAUGGUUGCAGAUGCCGAACCAAGACAAGCUAGAGGACACGACCACACUAGUUAACAGCACACUCAACAGCGUUACAGAGAGCAUGCCCAAGAUUGGAAUUUUCGUGAUCGUUUGAUUUUUGUUUUUCGAUUGGAAAUUUGGUAGCUGACCGUGACAUUUGUUUUGUACUAUGCAUUAUUUUUUGUCUAUCCAGUUCCACAGGAAAAAGAUGACUUUUUUUGUUAA
Panicum hallii is the source of this 2288-nucleotide messenger RNA. RefSeq names its product protein NUCLEAR FUSION DEFECTIVE 4-like. Bases 304 to 2064 code for a protein of 586 amino acids. The record is from RefSeq and is a predicted model, not a curated record. Gene Ontology annotation, cellular component: membrane. The transcript is spliced from 2 exons. Lineage: Eukaryota; Viridiplantae; Streptophyta; Magnoliopsida; Poales; Poaceae.